UGUACAAUGUGAAAUACGGCUCUUCGAUAAAACCUGUAAUCUUGGUAUUAUUCACGUUGUGAGAGGGCGUAAACAAGACAUCCUCUCUCUCCACGAUAUGACUGACCUCUGACGUAGGGCGAGCGAGCCUUAGCCCCGACCCACCUUUUCUCCAGAGCGCCUAUUCCAAAGAAUGCACCUUGGUCACCGACAAUAUCUAUCUCCCUCCUAUUGUCGUCGCCUUCCCACAACCUUUCAUUCACUCCCGCCGCCUUUUUAAUCUCAUGCUUUACACAUGGAGAAACUCAUGCAAUCAACUCCCCAGGUGCCUUAUGAUCGAGCUUUACGAUAAUACUUAAGACCUCGCCUCAUCCAAGAGUACCCCGCAUCUGAUUCCGUGUUGACGGACACGAUCACCUUAUUUCGUACUCUCGUUUCAUUUCCAGGAGACCAGAAAAUCUCCAUCAUGCGCGACCUAAGACGCCAGGCUCUGGAGAGCGGGAAGACGGUCUCGAAGAAAGCGCAGUCGCGCAUGUCUUCCCGGACCUCGUCAGCGGCAAACUCGCGCUCAAACUCGACAAAUCCGAGUCGCCAUGGCUCGGACGACGAGGAGGGGAACAUGAGUGAUAGCACAAACUGGAGUAUCAACUCCAUCGAUGAUAUGAUCUUGAGUAGCCCGGACAAUCCGACCGACUGGAAACAAGAUCUCGCUGAUCGGAUGGAAGAAAUCAUAGACCGAAAAAGAAGCAGUAUCCAGGGCAGAGAAGCCACUCUCGCUGCUUAUACUCACAUUCUUAUGAGUCGAUACGCAUUUUCGGAAAUAGAACAUAAGCUCUCGGAACUGUAUCCUGCCUUGCUGAAAAGCAUCAAGGCAGAGAGCAGUGAGAAGGAAACAUGUCUUGCCCUGAAAGCUAUUGCACUCUCCCUGAUUACUGCUCCUUCGGACGCCGCUUAUGAUGCAAUUUUCCGAGCGCUGAAGCAUGCAUAUACCGAUUCAGAAUACCACAGUGUGAAAGCGGCGGCGAUUCACACACUAGCUGCAGCGGCAAUGUAUGGUGGCGCAUCAGACAGGGAAAUCGAAGAGAUCAUGGACGAUUUCCUCGAAGUCAUCGAGUCAGAUGGCGAAUCGGUGGGAGCAGGCGACAGUGGCGAGGUGGUAGCGGCCUUGUGUGAAGAAUGGGGGUUUCUGGCUACUUCAAUAGAUGAUGUUGAAGACAAGACCGAGGCGGCGAUGGAUGCCUUCGUGGAACAACUUGACAGCAGCGAUACGUCGGUGCAAGUUGCCGCUGGGGAGAACAUUGCUCUGCUCUACGAGAAGAGUUAUACAGAGCGUGAAGCAGAUGAUGCGCCUGCCACCGAGGAGGAGGAUGAGGAAGGAUAUCCCAUUGAUCAGAGUUAUGUCAAGCGCUACGAGGUCUACCGACAAAAGAAUCAACUCGAGCACACACUUUCCAAGCUGGCCAACGAGUCGUCAAAGAGAAUUGCCAAGAAAGACCGCAAAGCGCUUCACGCCAGCUUCGCUGAUAUCCUUAACACGGUCGAACACCCCUGGCGGGGACCGCGAUACCAAAAUGCGAUCGAUCAGGAGACGGGACGAAGAUAUGGGUCUAGGAUGACGGUUCGCAUUCACAAGACCGGAAGUAUGAAGAUAGACCGGUGGUGGAAGCUGCAUAGACUACAGGCACUUAGAAGAGUCCUUGGUGGAGGAUUCGUGGUUCAUUAUGAGAACAAUGAGGUGGUCUUCGAUAGCCUUCCGAUCAUGAUAUCCACCGACAGGUGAAGCUAGUUGAUGGAAAGGAAUAGAGGGACUGGCAGACAUGUUUGGCAAGUUCUUCUUGGGUUUGGACUGGAAAAGACCGGGGCGUUUAAAUGUUUUAAACUUGAAAGAAAAAAUACGCAAUACCCUGAAGCGCUUACCCCGAUAUAUGUAAUUCUUUGCCAACGAGACAAGAUCGUGGCUCGUUGGGUUUCCUCAAUUACUAGUAGGCGAAAAAGAACGACGAAUGAAAAUGGCCAGAUGCGCACGGUUUUGCC
Messenger RNA from Amorphotheca resinae ATCC 22711, 2013 nucleotides. RefSeq lists its product as hypothetical. Bases 446 to 1759 code for a protein of 437 amino acids. NCBI's taxonomy places the organism in Eukaryota, Fungi, Ascomycota, Leotiomycetes, Helotiales, Amorphothecaceae. The record is from RefSeq and is a predicted model, not a curated record. The transcript has 4 exons.